AUGACAGAGAUAUGUGAAUACUACUGCUACUCCUCUGACAUCACCUGCUCCUUCCCAAUCAAUGGAAAGUUCACUCCAGACCAGAAGGCCAUCUAUGAGGCUGUGCUCAAGUCAUCACGGGCUGUCAUGGCUGCCAUUAAACCAGAGGUCAAGUGGACAGAGAUGCACCGUCUGGCUGACCGGGUUCUGCAGGAGCUGGUAAAGAUUGGGAUCCUGCGUGGGAGUGUGGAGGACAUGCUGAAGGUCCACAUGGGCUCUGUCUUCAUGCCCCACGGCCUGGGACACCUGCUGGGCAUCGACGUGCACGACGUGGGCGGAUACCCAGAGGGUAUUGAGCGGGUCAACGAGCCCGGUCUGAAGAGCUUGGGGAUGGGCCGUCUGGUGCAGGAACGCAUGGUCUUGACUGUGGAGCCUGGUAUCUACUUCAUCAACCACCUGCUGGACCAGGCCUUGGCCAACCCAGCCCAGAGCUGCUUCAUCAACAAUGAAGUGCUGACCCGCUUCCACCGCUUUGGAGGGGUGCGUAUUGAGGACGACAUUGCGGUGACUGCCAGCGGAAUGGAGCUGCUCACCUGUGUCCCUCGUACAGUGGAGGAGAUUGAGGCUUUCAUGGCCGACCAGGUCAAGUGGACAGAGAUGCACCAUCUGGCUGACCGGGUUCUGCAGGAGCUGGUGAAGAUUGGGAUCCUGAUUGGGAGUGUGGAGGACAUGCUGAAGGUCCACAUGGGCUCUGUCUUCAAUCUCAGUGAAUGCAGUAUCAGAAGCCAAACACACUAG
This is a messenger RNA of Oncorhynchus masou masou (cherry salmon), 777 nucleotides long. Its product is annotated as xaa-Pro dipeptidase-like. Bases 1 to 777 code for a protein of 258 amino acids. The record is from RefSeq and is a predicted model, not a curated record. Lineage: Eukaryota; Metazoa; Chordata; Actinopteri; Salmoniformes; Salmonidae. The transcript has 6 exons.